Ascoidea rubescens DSM 1968 is the source of this 609-nucleotide messenger RNA. RefSeq names its product Sec63 complex subunit SEC66 (gene SEC66). NCBI's taxonomy places the organism in Eukaryota, Fungi, Ascomycota, Saccharomycetes, Ascoideales, Ascoideaceae. The record is from RefSeq and is a predicted model, not a curated record. The coding region runs from base 1 to 609 and encodes 202 amino acids. Gene Ontology annotation, biological process: post-translational protein targeting to membrane, translocation. The transcript is spliced from 2 exons. Gene Ontology annotation, cellular component: Sec62/Sec63 complex.
AUGGAAGAAGAACCAGAAACCCCAAAAAUUCAAAAAAUCUCUGUUUAUACCCCAAUAGCUUACGUAGCUAUAAUUUUGACUGUCUUCAUUGUGUUUGUUAAGAUAUAUCAAAAACAGCAAUUGAAAAAAAAAUUGGCUAGAGAAUCAUUGUUUGAUCAUAGUUUUGGCAAAGAUGCUUAUUACAAGUUAGCUUCUUUAGAUGAUCCCAAACCUCAUGAUAAACUACUUAAAGCUGCUUUUUUGAGAAAGGGUUCGGAAAUAAUAAGGAAAACAAUCAAAUUAAAAGAGUACGAGCCAUUGAUUUUGAAAUUGUAUGUGAAUGGAUCUAUAAAUGAAGAGUUUUACAACAACUACAAAGACGAAAUUAGAGUUCAAGAAUCUGAAUUGAAUUCAAUGGUUAACGAAGUUGAAAGUUUUAAGAAAGGUUGGACUCCAAAAUGUUUUCCAUUAUUACAAGAAAUUACUUUUAAUGAGGCUAUCUCUAAAAGAAUCGAUUCAAUGGAUGCUAGAAGAAAUGAUUUCUUGGAAAUUGUAAAUCCAACAAUCGGUAAUGGUGAAUCUACUAAUAAUGAUAACCAAGCCAAAGGUAAAAAAAAUAAAAAGAAAUAA